AUGGAGCUGGCACGUGAUGUGGAUGCCGAGGCGUUGUGUCGCCGCAUCAAAUUCACGCUGGGGGAGCUAGGGUCUGCCAAGGUCCUUACUGAGAUGGCGGAGGUGCUGCUCAAGAACGUGGAUAACCUCACCGAAGCGGACACCAUUCGGGAAGCACUGAGGGCGGCACUCACCAGGGAGCCAACGGUGGCCUCGUUGCGGAUGUGGGAGAGGGCCGACGCAACCAAACGGGCUCGUGUACGCUUACCGCGAGUCGAGGCAGAAGCCAUUCUGAGCAAGAAGCGUUUGCUCAUUGACUACGCGUCUUGCCAGCUGGAGAAGGCCCCCAUGUUGGAAGCGGCAAAGCGCCGUUGCUUCCGGUGCCUGGAGAGGGGGCAUAUGGCGGCGAACUGCGUCAGCAAAGGCGGAACUAGCGGCAAUAGAAUACCGCGCCCAAUGACGCGCCGGUAUAUUGCCGCCAUCGCGUUCGGGUCGAAUGCGCUGUCGAAACCAAAGGAGGAGUAA
Anopheles stephensi (Asian malaria mosquito) is the source of this 504-nucleotide messenger RNA. RefSeq lists its product as uncharacterized. Gene Ontology annotation, molecular function: nucleic acid binding; zinc ion binding. The record is from RefSeq and is a predicted model, not a curated record. NCBI's taxonomy places the organism in Eukaryota, Metazoa, Arthropoda, Insecta, Diptera, Culicidae. Bases 1 to 504 code for a protein of 167 amino acids. The transcript has 2 exons.